GUUCAUGAAUCUUUCGCAAGUGCAUGUGUUGUUCAAACUCCAAAGCGUAUUUUUAUUUUUUACUCUAAGUUGUUAGAGUAAAAGUGUUCUGACUUCUGUGACGUUUAUUAUUUGUGUAAUUAAUAAUUAUUGCUAAAUGAUACUGUACAAUUUAUUAUAUUUAUGAUCUUUGAAGAUAUGCGAUUAUUAUUUGGAAUGUUUAGUUUAUUAAAUUCAACAUAAAAAUAUUAAGAUAUUUUUCUAUUCUCAGAGUAUUAUAAAUAUUUAUAGCAGCUCCUAAAUCAUGGUUGGUGGUUGAAAACAAAACAUAUUAAUUUUGGUUACGUACCAAGCUUAGCAAAUCAAGUUUAUUUUCUGUUCAUUAUUUUUUGUAUUGACUUUAAGUGAAAAAUCAAUAUGGAGACAAAAAAAAUAUCUUUCGGUUUUAUAAAAACGAAAAAACAAGACAAACCAGUCGUAACGGAGACGAAAGAAUACAUAGAAUGUGUGGAGGAAAAAGCGAUCAAAGUUGUUGGAGGGGAAACAGUUAAAGAAGAUAUACCCUUAGUUAUUCCAAUGAAACCCAAUACUUUAGUAACUGCAGAAAAACUGAGACAUAUUGCGGAGCAAGCUGAGAAUUUUGAUGACAUAAAUAUUAAAAAAGAGGACUGUGAAGUAUCAGUGAUACCUGAAAAUGAGACUGUAGAGCAGAUGGCAGCCAGAGAGCUACUAGAAGAGGCCAGAAAGAAAAAAAAGGGUGAAGAAGAGAAAAAAUUAGUUGUUAAUGUUCCAUCUCAACCAGUUCUUGAGGGCCAGAAGGAGUCAACAUUGGAUGAUUAUGAUUCAGUCCCGAUACAAGAAUUUGGUAUGGCCAUGUUGCGUGGCAUGGGCUGGACAGCUGGGAAAGAUGAAUCAAAAUACAAACAACCCGUACUGCGUCCAAAGGGUUUAGGUUUGGGUGCUGACAAGGUUAUUGGACAAAAACAAUCAAAGAAAUCACGAGAUAAUGAAGAGGAACUGGCUAUUGUAAAGAAGGCAUUUGUUAAAGUAACCUCGGGGAAAUACAGUGGUCUUUAUGGACAGGUUGUCAGCCUCGAUGAAGAAAAUGGGCGGGCCAUGGUUGACAUAACAAUGAAGAAGGAGACUGUCAGCUUGAGCGAGUUUAUGAUGCAUCCCGUGACCAAGGCGGAGUAUGACAAGCAAUCCAAAGUAAUCAAUGCAGAAUCUUACGCUGAAUAUAAAAGGAAUGAGAGUGACUCCAUAUCAUCAAAAAAGGAACGUAUAGAAGAUCCCUCAGGACAGAGGUCAAAUGAAAGAACUGAAUCUAGGCAUAAAGUAGAUAAUGACAAACAUUCAAAUGGUAGACAGAAUUUAGAAAGGAGAUAUUCUAGUGAUAAGGAUAGGAGUAAGAGUAAAUCAUAUAAAAAAUAUAGCAGUACAGACUCUGACUCCGACAGUAAGAGUAGAAGACGUAGCAGUAGCAGUGAAUCUAAUUAUAGACACAAGAAGAAAAAGAGUCACAGUAAGAGUUCAAAAGAGAAAAGGGACAUAGAUAAGAAAAGAAAGGGGAAGAAGAAGAAGCGGGAUAGAGAUAGAUCUCCUAAUUAUAAGAAACAUAGAAAAUAAUUUACUAUAUACAGAUAUUAAAUUCUCUUUUUAAA
Messenger RNA from Leptidea sinapis, 1640 nucleotides. Its product is annotated as G-patch domain and KOW motifs-containing protein. The transcript is spliced from 6 exons. NCBI's taxonomy places the organism in Eukaryota, Metazoa, Arthropoda, Insecta, Lepidoptera, Pieridae. Gene Ontology annotation, cellular component: spliceosomal complex. The record is from RefSeq and is a predicted model, not a curated record. Bases 397 to 1605 code for a protein of 402 amino acids. Gene Ontology annotation, biological process: mRNA splicing, via spliceosome.